Messenger RNA from Myodes glareolus (Bank vole), 4399 nucleotides. The record is from RefSeq and is a predicted model, not a curated record. NCBI's taxonomy places the organism in Eukaryota, Metazoa, Chordata, Mammalia, Rodentia, Cricetidae.
AUAUGUUACUGAAGCAUUAUCUGUAGUGCCAAAGAGCUAUGAACAGUUUGAAUGGUGAGUGGUAGAAGGGCUGAUUUAAUUACAGUGCCUCACUCCAUCCUGAUCUUCAAUGUUACCAUUUCAACAUAUGAUCAAUGUGUCUUUUGAUGCCGUGGCUUGUGCUUUCCCUUAAAAUAGGAUAUACAUGUAUAUAAUUUUAUACUAUUUGUUUAUUUUUGGUUUUUCGAGACAGAGGAAUUUCUCUGUGUCGCCUUGAUAUAGAAGGAACUUGCUUUGUAAACCAGGCUGGUUUCGGACCUCCCCCCCCUUUUUAACAUCACAUUUCAGAUCAGACUAACAGAUGGCAAGUGCUUAACAGAAUAUCUAAGAUGUACAUCUCUGGAGUGGACACAAUCUUCUUUACCGGUGGAAAAUAUUUACUCUCAACGAUGUACAUCUAGACGACAGGUUUAUUAGGCUCAGCAUCUACUGCCAAACGCGAUAACCUGAGUUCGAUCCAUAAGACAGACCCACAUGGUAGGGAAGAAGCAAUUUCUGAAAACUGUGACACGUGGCAGGUGCACGAAUUCACAUAACACACAAAUAAAUAAUAAAUAAAUGCUCUGUGUAACAAUUAAGAUUUUUAAAAAGACCUAUCUGUCAUUUUCAAGGAUUUGCAGCUUCUUCCCGACUGUUAGAGUACUGAGCCUGGGUCCCCUGUAGGGAUUCUAUCCCCUAGAAAAAUGCUGGCUUCUCCUUCUCCUCCUUGCUCAUCCACUUCCUGCCUGCAGUAACCAAUGGCACCUGCUACCUGGGCUCUUCUGCCUUGCCCCGCCGGCAGGAAAUCCCCGGUCAUGCGCAGCUUCCUGAAGCCAGGCUGAACCCUCCACCGAGUCCUGGCUUCUCGGCUUCCCGCCUAGUCCAGUCGGCACCCGUCAUUCGACUGCACUCUUAGAGGGGAUCCCUGGAGAGUUGUGGUCCACACGACUCGAAGGGCAUUUGGCUGCUUUCACAACGUGGCCAUUAGGAACCAGGAAGGAUCUUUCAGGUCAGAACCCGCGCUGAGCUCGGCCAAUGGACUGAUGCAUAGCGGGUUGCUGGGCAGCGAAAAGACCAAUCCGCAAUCUCUACUCCCAGAGACCAAUGACAUAUAAUGAUAGUCUGGUUUCAUUUUCUCAAAAAGACGCGGGAUUCUAGCUGCUAGAGGAAAGCCCUUGAGGAAAAGCUGAAUAAAAAUACACAGAGUUACUGCUCAGUUCUCUUUCCCUGCCCUUUUCAUCUCUUUAUUAAAUAAAGGGCUGAUUUUAACACCAACGUAAGUAGAACAUUGUUUUGAGUUUCCCAGCUGCAAACUCUUUGUAGGAUAUGCGCAUUUGAAUUCUCUGUUUACUUCAAGCUGUGGGUUUGGAUACACCAUCUACCUUUUUGUGUUUCAGCUGAGUCACCUGCCUCAUCUCAAAUUCACCAUGAGCUCUAAGAAGCGCAGAUCACAGACGAUCCCAUUUAAUGCAAGGAAAAAUAAAAAAAUCCUUGACUUUUUCCCUCAGGUCCCCAAAGAAGGGCAGAAUGAUUCCAGUACUUCUCAAGUAAAAGGGAUCUCUAGAAAAAUGCCAAGAGAUAUAACAAACACACAGGACCAAAGACCACUUUCAUCUAAGAAAAUUCAACAAGAUCAGAUUCCUCCCCCAAAUAAGAAAAUUCUAAUCACUUUGGAUGUUAACCGCAGAAAAAACAAAAAAAUGAAGCAUGAGCUGACGCACAGUGAGAAAAGUAGCUUAUAUGCAGCACUCAGCACUCUCAAUGCUGUCAAAGAAGAGAUAGAAAAUCAACAAGGCAAAGAAAUGCUGGUGUGUGGCAAAGAAGGAAUCGAAGGGUACAUAAACCUUGGCAUGCCCCUCUGCUGCUUUCCAGAAGGCUGCCACUUGGUCAUUACAUUUUCGCCGUGUAAAAGUCAGCCGGAAGAUAAUAAGCAAUUGUUUGAACCAUGGGACCAACCAUCUACCAGUUAUGUCCGAUUUUAUAUUCAUGCAAUUGGGAGUAAGAUAAAAAGGAUUGUGAAAAAUGGAAAACUUCGCCAAAAGGGGAACAAACUCUGUGUUUAUGGCCUCAAAGGAGAGACCAUCAAGGACACUCUGAGGAAGGAUGGCAGGUUUCUUUCUUUUGUAGAGAGUGACGAUUGGAAGCUCAUUAGUGAAUUGGACACCAUCAUAGAAAACACCCAGCCGGUUGAUGAGUUAGACGGCAAACUCUUCCAGGUCGAGGUUGAGCAAACAAACAACCCGAGGAUAACAUCCAUCACUCAGGAUUCUGAGUUAGAGAACAGAAGCUUUCAUGAGGUAGAUGAACACAUUGUAGAUCAAUACCCCAUAUUGAAAGAACAACGAGAAAAAUUCAGAGCAUACAUCAAGGACAAAAGUAAAAAAAGAAAGAAAAAAGCUUCCUUAUUCAAAAUGCACAAAGAAAACUUUGGGAAACUGACAAGAAAUUCUACUUCUGUUAAAGUGCUCAAAAGUCUUUCAAAGGCCAGUGACUCAGUUGGGUUCCUGUGGUGGAAGAACAAUGGGAACGAGGGCUGUGCCACCUGCUUUGUUUUUAAAAAGCCGUACAUUUUCACUUGUCGGCAUGUGAUAACUGACAUCGUGGGGGAAGGUGUAGAGCCAAGUAAGUGGGCAAGCACCAUUAGUCAAUGUGUAAAUGUGAUCUUUGAUUAUGAAGAGUUCCCACCAAGAGAAGACAAUGCUUUUAAUGUUAAACCCUGGUUUGAGAUAUCUAAUGAAAAUCUUGACUAUGCUGUCCUAGAACUAGAGGACAAUGUACGAGAGGUACCUGCCGACCUGUAUAAUGGGAUAGGACCUGUGCCACUUAAUGGGUUGAUUUAUAUCAUUGGCCACCCAGAUGGAGAAAAGAAGUCUAAAGAUGGUUGUACAGUAGUCCCUCAAGAUAAUCGAGAAAGAAAAUGUGAGGAAAGUGUUCAGGCAAGAGAGGCAGCAGGUGACCAUGUCUCUUGGUCUUUUGUCCCCUUAUACACCCAAAGAAGCUUCCAGAAACUGCUUCACAACUCUGAUGUUGUUACCUAUGACACCACUUUUUUUGGUGGGUCUUCUGGAUCCCCAGUGUUUGAUUCUAAUGGUUCAUUGGUGGCCAUGCACACUGCUGGCUUCACUUGUGAAUAUGAAAGUGGAGUUCACAAUAUUAUUGAGUUUGGUUCUACUAUGGAAUCCAUUAUUGCUGAUAUUAAGCAAAAUGAAGAUUGGUAUAAAAAAAUCUUUGGAAAUUAUCAGGAAGACGAAAUGCCGAACCCAUAGUCCUAAAAGAAUUUAAUCUAUUUUUCACAUUUAAGGGAAUUGCCUAUGGUGUUAUUAUUCUGCAGACAAUAAUGUUUUAUGAACUCUUAAAAUGAUGGAUACUAUCAAAAGAUGGAUGUUCUAGAUUACUCCCUGUGCACUUGGCAUUUUUCCAAAGUUUAUGAACAACACCAAAACACACAAAAACCAGUUUAGUUGAACUGUUUAAGUAAAGUAACAUGAAAAAGAUUAAGCAAAUAUCGGGUCUCAGUGGACUAAGAGUCAGGAGAUGCAAAGAUAUGAAAAAAUUCAGAGCCUGGAAACUGAAGUUGUGGUCCAAAGAGAGUAAGGGAAAGGGAUUUAUUGCUUUCAACUGAUUUCAAAGGCACUGUUUCAUUUUUGCUUUAUCUGUAUCUUCCUUCUCUGCUGACCAGAGCUCAGACAGAUCACUGGGUCACAGGUUUCUUAGCUCCAGGAAGUCCCUGAAAUCACCUGCUUUUCUUCUGCUCUGGCUUUCUGGCUUAAGACUGGGUCUAGAAUGCAUCUUCAAGGAAUGGUGUGGAAGUCAUUGAGCAGGCAAGGGAACUGGUCUCUGCUCUACAAUGUGGACACGGGAGCUUCUGGGCUUGAGUGAUGGGGAGCGAACACUGGAAGAGAUGGUUUUUACUUCUUGGCAUUCACCAUGGAGUGGGCCGGGAGGACACCGGACAUAGCCUAGAACACUUCUCGGCAAUGUGACACUCAAGUCCUAUUCUCUUGACGAGAAAGGAAGGCAAGCUCACCACCAUCAAAAUCAAGAGAACUAUGUACUGAAGGCAGCUGGCGGUCUUGAGGGCAGGGGCAGGCGUGGAUAAGAUAGUGUGGAACGAUUGUUAAGGGGCCAGGUUCACCAGCAAUUGCAUCGAUUCUUCAGUUUCCCUUAUUUUCCAGACAUCUCCUAGCACUAUUGUGUAAUGUUUUCUUUCUCCUGCUCUGUCUGUCUUUCCCAAAGGAGAUACAGAGGGACCUAAAUUUUAAAGUGUGUAUAUGUAGUGAGUUAGAAGUAAUAAACAUAAAGAUGAUUUGAACGGCAUUCCCAUUGGUUUGUUGCGAACACGCAUUCUCAGUGCUCUAAGGUAAUAAAGAUGGUUUCCGCA